Nematostella vectensis (starlet sea anemone) is the source of this 3189-nucleotide messenger RNA. Its product is annotated as 5-hydroxytryptamine receptor 4. NCBI's taxonomy places the organism in Eukaryota, Metazoa, Cnidaria, Anthozoa, Actiniaria, Edwardsiidae. The coding region runs from base 721 to 1794 and encodes 357 amino acids. The record is from RefSeq and is a predicted model, not a curated record. Gene Ontology annotation, cellular component: membrane. Gene Ontology annotation, biological process: G protein-coupled receptor signaling pathway. The transcript has a single exon. Gene Ontology annotation, molecular function: G protein-coupled receptor activity.
ACAUACAAGCGCUCAUCUAACUAAGCCCUGCGAGAAGCAAUGAUUUAAAUAAGAAAGGGGAUUUUCUUUGCUAUCGUCGGGGAGUAUUAUUUUUCCGACAGAUCAACGACAUUCAAACAAUGUAUGCAUAUGCGAGGUUAUCGCAUCAAACUCGCACUUGAUCCAGCUGUGAUCAGCCGUUCCAAAUCCUGUUAGAUCUUUCCAUUUCGGUUGAUUAUCUAACCUGAGAAACUGCGUCAAAAGUUAUAUGUGUGGCGAAGCUAGAUCAGUGAAGUGUCUCCCGGGGGAGGUAGAGUACACUUAUUGUUUGCGUGGGAAGAGCGUGUGUUUUGGGCAUUUCACUAACGACUCGGAAGAAACCGCUAAUGUCCACUGAUGGAAACGGUCGCCCUAAAACGAUAAACAAGUCAGAGGCAAGAUAAAUGACAAUUCGGAGCGAGAACGGUGAAAUUCUGGGUACGUUGGUAAGAGAACACAUCAUUCAUUGAGUCUUUCCUCUUGCGGGAAGUUCUCAGAGACAAACGAGAGCUUUUUGAUUUGCGCCUUUCGACGCCCGGCGGAAAGCGAAAAGUGAGCGCUGGUGGAAGUUGGAUAAAACCUGGCGCCAAGACAAAAAUACAAAUAAAGAGCAAAAAGGGUAAAAUUUAAAUCGAGCCGGAGUGUUGGAAAGCUAUUCAAUAGAUGUGAGAACCUACUACUCGGCUUGAACCGUCUUCGAAAAUGCAGUCGAGGGUAGACUUGCUUACUGCUGGUGAAGAGGCGGCGUUCACUACAUUGCUUAUUUUGAUUUUAAUCUUCGGGUUCUUCGGCAACAUAGCCGUGUGCGUUGCCAUCUGCAAAGACCACCAUUUACGCCAGCAGAUACCAAACGCUUUAAUCUUCAACCUAGCACUAACUGACCUUCUGACGGUAACUCUUGUGGUUCCAUUUUGCGUCUCCGCCAUUCAACGGGAGGACUGGGUUUUCGGCCACUUUUGGUGCCAAACAACGGCUUUUUUGUACUAUACAUUUGCUAUUGUUUCUCUGGAAUCGCUGGCGUUCAUCUCGCUUGAUCGUUUCUACGCCAUCUGUCGCCCGCUUCAAUACCGUAGUGCCGUUACUACAAAAAGACUCAUUCCGGUGAUCAUGCUAUCGUGGGUAUGGGCUAUAGUUUUUACCACCCCUUGCAUCUUCAUGGGCUGGUUUAGAUUCGGCCAAUAUGAGUCGCUUUGCACCUAUACAUUCGACGGCACCGGCGAGAAAUGGAAAACCGCCGUUAUCACAUAUUCCAUCAUUACAAUCAUCACAUGCAUCGUUGUGCCUUUUCUCUUGCUGUUGUAUUCGUAUGUCAGGAUAUUUGCAGCGGUGCGGCACCAGAAUAAACGCGUAGCUACACAACAGCAGCUGCAGCACCAACAACAACUCCAGCACCAGCAAUCAAAUAACAGGCCAAGAAGACGAACUCUCUGGAAUGUGAACACGGCGUACAAGGGCUACCGCACGAUUGUACUCAUCGUUAUUUUAUUUCUCCUUUCCUGGGCCCCUUUUAGCGUGACACGACUUAUAAAGAUCUUUCUAUGGAACCACGAGGCCGUGCCAGCAGGGGCCGACACCUUUGCCACGGUAUUCUCCUUUCUCAGCGCUGCAGCGAACCCUCUUGCUUAUGGCUUGUUUAGGAAGGACUUUAGACGAGCCUUCGCAAAGCUGUUCUGUCAGGCGGUACAGUAUGUGACUUGCGGGAGAGUUAACGUAGAGGAACAACAACGAGAACACUCCAUGAAUCGAGCUACAUCUGGGGUUCAAAAUAGGGACUAGGCAAGCACGACAACAAAGACAAGCACUAGAUGGCCGAUAAAUAAAGCUAUUCAAUUAAUAAUGCAUUUGCUACAAGCUCAAUGAGUUCAUCUUACUUAAAUUUUAGGUCAUAUGCGAAAAAAACUCUCUUAAACUGAGAAAUUUUUCAUUGCCUUUGCGUGUGAAAAAUAGCAAAGAAGCGAGCGCAUUUUCACGUGCUAUUUUGAAUCCCUCACUUUUUGCUUUUCCUCCCUUUUCCUCCCUUAAAGCGAACUCCAAUAUCAGAUCAGAUCAGAUCACUUUGUUAGUUUGAAGUUAAAAAAGUCCUUAGACCUAGGGCUAUGUGAGUAAAGCUAAGAGCGGCUCAUGAGCAAAGAGCUACACGGAUAACGACACGGAAACAAUUAACUUAAACUCGCUCACUCAAAAAGAAACUUCUGAUCAUCAACUAAAUGCCUUUCUCCGGGCAUUUCAUCGGAAAAGGAAGGUAAAUAAAAACUGGAAAAUGAAGGUAAAUAAAAACUGGAAAAGGAAGGUAAAUAAAAACUGGAAAAGGAAGGUAAAUAAAAACUGGAAAAGGAAGGUAAAUAAAAACUGGAAAAGGAAGGUAAAUAAAAACUGAAAAAGGGAGGAAAGGGAGGAAAGGGAGGAAAGGGAGGGAAGGAAGGGGCACUUGGGCUGCCGUUAAGCAGAAUUACAGCUCCAGGCAGUACUCAGCAUGGAUCCGGACUACUAUUUGCUAUGAUGCAGUUCUCAUCGAGAGAAGUGUAAGGAAGUGUUUGUAUGAUAAAACCCCUCUAAAGUUAAGUAGCUCGGCUGGACUCAUAGAUGAAAACCUAAGAAAAUCUGCCUUCUAGCUUUUUUGAAUAGCUAGAAAUUAAAAAAUAUAUGUAUGAUGAAAAAUCUGAAGCCAAAAGGACCUUGCAAGACAGAGCAAAAAAAUGGUAAGUUUUCCAAAAAUAAGGUCUGGUUAACUUCGGUAACCUUGAAUUUUUGCAUAAAGGUUUCUUAUGUUAUGUAAACCAGCAUAUCAAAAAGGGUUUCUUUUCUAAUGGAUUCUUCUUCGAGAUAUGAGGCUUGAAUUGCAAUUUUCAAAUUAAAAGUAUGAAUUCUCCUCGUUUAAGGGAGAAGUCGGGCUCUGAUCAGAAAUGAAGCCAACUUUGCUCGCUACUAUCUUCAUAUCUUCAAAAUUUCUUUAAAAUUUGGAAUUAAGCUUAUGGUCAGAGGAACCCCUUGUAUGUGGAAUCUUGAGCUUGUAUAUUGAGAAUUGGAGAAUCUCAUGCUUUUUUUUUGCUCUGUCACCUUGCAAGGGAUAUUUUAAAGAGCCACAAAGGCACCUCUUAGUGAAGAAGGUGGUUGUUAAGUGAGAAUGCAGGAGAGAACUGAGGUACAGGAAUAAAGUCUGUUGUAUAAUUA